Messenger RNA from Miscanthus lutarioriparius, 708 nucleotides. NCBI's taxonomy places the organism in Eukaryota, Viridiplantae, Streptophyta, Magnoliopsida, Poales, Poaceae. The record is from the annotation of a GenBank genome assembly.
AUGGCCGCGGCGAACGGAGUUGCCGGCGCGGGGCUGUUCAGCGAGGAGGAGCUGCGGGAGGUUAGCGGGGUGCGCUGGGGGGAGGACUUCGUCGAGGUGACGUGCGGAUGCACCAGCCACCGCUACGGCGACGCCGUCGGCCGCCUUCGCGUCUGCGCGUCCGGCGACCUGGAGAUCAACUGCGAGUGCACGCCCGGCUGCCGCGAAGACAAGCUGACACCUGCUGCCUUUGAGAAGCACUCUGGAAAGGAGACAGCUGGAAAGUGGAGGAACACUGUCUGGGUAAUGGUUCAGGGAGAAAAAGUGCCAUUGUCAAAGACAGCUCUGCUCAAAUACUACUACUUGGCGCACAAAUCUGGCAAUGGUUCUCACAAAGGUCGUAAUGGACGUCCAUCUCACCGUGAUGAGUUCAUCUGCUGCACAAGAUGUGGUAAGGAGAGGAGAUUUCGGCUCCGGUCAAAAGAAGAGUGCCGUGUUUACCAUGAUGCUCUCGCCAAAGUAAACUGGACAUGCGCAGAUUUAACAACUGAUAGGGUCACCUGCGACGACGAAGAGGAGCGUGCAAGCCGUAAGGUCCUGCGAGGCUGCUCCCGCGCACCGUCCUGCACCGGCUGCAUGAAGUGCGUCUGCUUCGGCUGCGAGACCUGCCGCUUCAAGGACUGCGACUGCCAGACCUGCGUCGACUUCUACCGCAACUCCAAGGAAUAA